This is a messenger RNA of Aspergillus heteromorphus CBS 117.55, 1395 nucleotides long. RefSeq lists its product as uncharacterized. The transcript is spliced from 3 exons. The annotation marks the transcript as partial. NCBI's taxonomy places the organism in Eukaryota, Fungi, Ascomycota, Eurotiomycetes, Eurotiales, Aspergillaceae. The record is from RefSeq and is a predicted model, not a curated record.
AUAAUUACAGAUCUUAUCAGUCCAUGUUGGUACUUGACCGUACUGGGGGAAACUCGCCGCCUUAUGGAGCAAUUGCGGCACAGCAAUGGAAGUCAAUGCGAGCGACUCAGUCUAUCGAAUGGCCUCUACAUUACUAGAACCAUGUAUCAAGGAACAAACUAUGUGUCUAGGAUUAGUAGCGUCCCAUUCGCCUCACCGGAUGCCGCUCGACAAACCCAAAUCAACAUACCCGCUCAUGCUAAGAAACUUAUUCUAUCAACUGAUCAUAUUGGAGUGCGCUCUCUAUAUUUUCUGGGUCAAAACUCGAACCUGGUGCCAGAUGGCUCACCAUGGUAUGACAUCCUUGACAUUCCAGAUUGCCGUGCAGAGGCUUAUAUUAGGUUUGAUGGCCUCUUCUCUAGGACCAUUCGGAUUCUUGCCAAAAAGCCGUGUGAUGCAUCGAUGACUUGGAGCUUUCCCAAAAAACCGACAUUUCGCCCAUGGAACUUUCAGAAGACUCGGAAUUACUACCGUUUACAUCAUAUAGAGCUUAACGCCGCAGUAAAGGGUAUUAUUGUUUGUUGCUCAUAUGGAAGGACUAUUGGCAUCCAUGGGUUUACCGGAAGGUCAAAAGCAUUUUGGAAGUUUAUUGACUCCAUGAAUCAGCGACUGAAAAACUCUCAGAGAUUCUGGAUGUUCUUUCCGCUCAAUGUGAAUGAGAAAAUCCAAGGGGCUUGGGUUCGGACGUUCAAGAAUUGUGAUCCACCGUCUUCUAACCCUGUUCUGCUCAUUCGGACUUCUCUAAAAAGAGCUGUUGCAUUUGGUCCCCACCCACCCGCAUAUUUAAAACAAAGCUAUGAGUUUCAAUGCUUAUUGAGAAAGUCCGAUGGGGCUGUUUCAGGUAUCUUCCAUGACGGCUUAGAUCCAAGUGCUAGACAUAUUUCUGUCAUGGGGGUUGUUUGUGACUCUCAUCGGAGCAUCAACGAAUAUUCAGAAUUCGAAACCUCCCUCGAUCCAUAUAUUACCCCCAAUAUCUCUCCCUCGGAUGGCACGCCGGUGACCGCCUGGUACAUGACAAAGGCUCCGCUUGAAGGCCUUCUUGAAGUACGAACUUGCCGCGAUAAACAUCAGCCGCACCGUCCAUGCCUCGGCUUCCUGCUAUAUUACCAAGACGGGCACGUGGAGUCGCUUGGACAGGUAUGUUGGGAUCAGGACCUUGACCGUGAAGUUCAUGCGCCUAUAUGCAUCGAGUAUGAUGAUAUCGCUGGGAAGGAGUAUAUUAAGGGCGUUCAAAGAUCAGUCGCCGGUUCUCAAUUAAACCCCGAUACAUGCAAGCUGCAAGAACUCCCCCAGCAUGGGACUAUAGCUUGGUGGUUUGGUCACCUAAAGGAUCGAAUUAUUAUAUACAACGAUUAG